UAUGGUGGAAGUGAAUUCGUCAGGAGUAUUUUGCGAAUCAAAUCAACAUGGUUUUAGCAUGAAAAAUUGAGGCCAUCGUUGCCAGUAAAAGAAAUUGCAUGUAUAUAGUUAUGUAGAUAAACAUUGCAUCAUCAGAUGAGGGAUGUCGUUCUUCAGCAGAAGAAAGGAUAAGAAAAGUGAUCAACAGAAGACUGCAGAAACAUCUUUGAAAAGAAAUAAUUCUCAAAGAAGUACUCAGAGCCUUAGAAAAGUAGAACUAGUAAAUGGAGAAAUAAGUGAUGAACAAGGAGGGUCAUUUGAAGGGAGAAGUCACACAGGGCCAAUACAGCUUUGUGUUGAUGAAGAUUAUGAUCCAGGAGAUUUGGGUGCAGUGAUCAAGGCACCAACAUCCCUUGUGAGACACUCCAAGCUUUCUAAAACCUUGGAGGAAAUUCUCAAAGACAAGGAUGCCUUGUCCUGUUUUAUUGAAUUCAUGGAAUCAAGGAAGGCUGGUCAGUACAUCAAAUUCUGGCUGGAUGCCGAGAGCUUCCAGGCCUCCACUUGGAGUAGACUGAGGAGCCAUUCCUUAAACUCCGCCAAGAGGUUAACAUUAUCUGGCAAACAUUACCGAUCACCCUCUGACACAUCAGUCAGUGUUAAACAGGUGACAGAGGACAAACUGGACACUGAAAGUAUUGGUUCUAACCAAACACUGACGGAGGAGACUUCAUCUGGGAUGGUGGAAAGUGAAAAUCAAACCAAUGGUGUGCCAACUAGGAUCUCAUCUGACACAGGCCAGUCAAGGUCCAAACUUGAUUUACCAGGGUCAGAGUUAGAAACUGUGAUAAAAGCCAAGCCAUCAAGUCUCCCAGUAACACCUAUAGAUCCCGGGGCCAAGCACCUACCAGGAUCCUCAGGCCCUGACUGUGAUAUCAGAGACAGUAUGGAGUGUAGACUUAGUGAUGCUGUAUCAACUAGUGCAAUCAAGAGAACUGAAAGUCUCAAAAAGACUAAUUAUCCUCUGGAGGAACUUGCCGAUAAACUCAAGAAAAGCAUUGCCAGGGAUGCAGUGAGCAUCUUCCAGAAAUAUCUAUCUCAUGAUGCCUCUAGUCCUGUAGAGAUCACAGAUGAACUCAGGAACCGAUGCAUGGCCAAAAUUUGCCGAGAGGAUGGAGAAGUAGAUCCAGGGUGUUUUGCAGACUGCCAGGAAUUUGUACUGAAUGUCAUUAGAAUAGAUCACUUUCCUGAUUUCUCCACAAGCGAAUUUCUCUGUAAACACCAGGUUCAUCUUCUCACCAAAGGGCAGAUCACUCUAUCUGACAUCCUGUACAAUGAUGGUGCAAUGUUUUACUUUAUGGAAUACAUGGAACAGGAGGGGGGAUCUGAACUUCUCCAGUUCUGGUUGGCUGUGGACAAUUUCUGGCAGCACCUUAUGUCGUGUGAGGGCACCUACGAUGGCAUGCAGGCCCAGAGUGAUGCCAUGGUCCUGUAUGACAAAUAUUUUUCUCUACAAGCCUCCCACCCCUUGGGAUUCGAUGAUAAAACUCGAUUUGUAGUGGAGGGAAAUAUUUGUCGUGAAGAGGGCCCUCUCCCAGAUUGUUUUUCCAAAACCCAGCACAUCGUUUAUCGCACAAUGGAAAAGUCCUUUUUCCCAAGUUUUUUACAAAGUGAAAUAUACUACAAAUAUUUAUCAGAGCUAGUCAGCACAGUAACCAUAGCAACAGAUUUACCAAAACAAACCAGACACAAAAGACAGGACAGCGAUGCCACGUCUGUACACAGUGGCCAGAGCAUUGGGAGUGAGAGCAUCAAGAACACUCUGUUAGCCAUGGACACCAGUCACCUACGCAAGUCUGUCUCCCCCCUCCAGGAAAGUGACAUGAAUGUUGACCCUCGUCUCCUCAAUCCUGAACUUCUCUGGAAAAGACAAAGUCCAGGGAUGUCCAUGGGUAAAGUGGAUGAGCUUGGUAGAUUUAUGUCUGAAUUGGAUCCUCAGCCAGAAAUUGAUAAAGUCAAAGGCAACCAAGGAUUUUUCAAGAAAAGAAAAGGCAAGGACAAGGAACAAGAAGACAUGGCUCUACAGAUUGCCCAGAAGAUAAUCAGUGACGUCACCUCUGUAACUCAGGCUAUUGGUGCUAUGCAAACCUUUGAUCCACCACCAGAUUCCUAAUUCUCAUCAGUCACUAUUAAUCGUGCAAUACCUUGUUUUUUAUUGGUCAAUAUGUUAAGGUUUUAAUAUUUUUUUAUGUCCCUGCCAGGAAAUGGUCAGGGAAUAUAGUGCUACUCCUUUCUGUCUGUCAUUCCCUCAUUCAAUCAUAUCAGCAUAGUUUUCAGGACCUUUCUUUUGGCUGUGCUUGUAGAUAAUGAGCAGAUUUUUAGUCUCUCUUUGUUGAUGCCGUAGAGGUCAGAUCUGAGUUUUAUGUCAAUUGACCCAUUUUCAAGAAAGUAAUUGCCCUCAGACUUUGAAAAAUUUGAUAUAAUUGUUUUUUUCCCUUGAUUUUCUAUUCUGUUGUUUGUUGGUAAUUAGCUGAUGUCUACUGUAUAUAAAUAUAUUGAUGAUGUGUACAUAUCAAGUUAAAGUAUCUCCUUAGAGGACCCAUUUGCAAAAUAGUGUUAGCCUUUAAAUUUGAAAAUUUCUAAAUUCACUGUUCUUAUUUUCACCAAAGUUAUCAUUCUUGACUUAUAAAUUGGCAGUGCUUUCUUUAUUUCACAGACAUUAAUGAAAGUACAAUAAUGAAAAAAAAAGAAAGAAAUGAAAUUGUUUUUAGCAAUCUGUAUGAAAUAAGUCAAAGAAGAUGGGCGAACAAGGGAGCGAAGUGCCUAUAGUGUGACAAACAUGAAGGUGAAAAAUUAUUUCUCAAUUAUAACAAAAUUUUCUUUGAUAUUUCAUCUAACAUUAAAGUAUACUUUACGUAAAAUCUCCACAAUUUGCAAAAAUCUCAAAAGAAUUGAAAUUAUUUGCCUUCUAAAUAGUAUACACACACUAAAGGGGGCAAAAAAGGAUCAUUUUUUCAUACUUUAACACAAUUUUUCAAUAUGAGU
Messenger RNA from Saccostrea echinata, 3021 nucleotides. Its product is annotated as A-kinase anchor protein 10, mitochondrial-like. Gene Ontology annotation, biological process: intracellular protein localization. The transcript is spliced from 14 exons. NCBI's taxonomy places the organism in Eukaryota, Metazoa, Mollusca, Bivalvia, Ostreida, Ostreidae. Gene Ontology annotation, cellular component: plasma membrane. The record is from RefSeq and is a predicted model, not a curated record. The coding region runs from base 143 to 2149 and encodes 668 amino acids.